AAAUACCUCUCCCCAUCUGUCACCUUUUCACAUCCUUUUUAUAGUAUUCCUCCAUUUUCUUCUUCCCAUAAAAUUUCUUUCUCUUUCUCUCUCUCUCCAUUCGUAAGCUUCCUUUAAGUACUAUCUUAUCUUCCAUAUAUCAUUAACAACUUCUGUAUUUAUAUUAGUACAAAUUUUAUUAGGACCAAAAAGGACAAAGAAAAAGUACUUGAUAUAAGCUAUGGAUGGAAGAUUCAAUAACUUUUUUGUUUCGGAGCAUGAAGAUUCCGAGAAUUCACCGGAAAACAGCUCCGAUUCGCCACGUUCCGGCAUGUUCAAUGAUAGCAAGUUGAUAACUUCUACUUCGUCCCCUAAAAGAAGAAGAUCCAUAGAAAAGAGAGUGGUGUCAGUGCCAAUUAAAGAAGUUGAAGGAUCAAAGAUGAAAGGUGAAAUAAGCAUGCCACCAUUUGAUUCUUGGGCAUGGAGAAAAUAUGGACAAAAGCCCAUCAAAGGUUCUCCCUAUCCCAGGGGAUAUUAUAGAUGUAGUAGUUCAAAGGGAUGUCCAGCAAGAAAACAAGUAGAAAGGAGCCGUGCGGACCCUAACAUGUUGGUAGUGACGUAUUCUUGUGAACAUAACCAUCCUUGGCCGGCUUCUAGAAAUAAUCAACACAACCAUCGUACAACUACCACUCCAACGUGUACCAAUAAUAAUGCAAAGACGAAGAUGAAAACAAUAGCAUCAUUAACAGCAUCACCAGCAACAACAACAACAACAAUAAUAGCAGCUUCUGAUAUUGCGGUUUCAGAAUUAGAGCAAGAAAAAUCCACGAGCGAAUUCGCCAACCCAUCGGAGCCCAAUGAUUCAGACGAAAAGUUUGCCAAUCUCGGUGAAUCAUCCCUAAUUAGUAGCAAUGAAUUUGGAUGGUUUUCGGAUUUAAUUGAGUGUACGUCUACUACCAUGCUAGAAAGUCCAAUUUUGACUGAAGUCGAAGUUACUGAUAUUGACACGGCAUCGACGUUGACAAUGCGAGAGGAAGAUGAUUCCCUUUUCGCCGAUCUCGGAGAGUUGCCGGAAUGUUCAAGGGUGUUUGGCCAUGGAAUGAUGGAGAGAGACGAGGAACGCCGGCGACAUAGCUUGACAACAUGGUGUGGAACCACAGGCUGAGAUCGUUUGAACAUGUGUCGCCUCUCUAAAUUUGUCUUUAUUUAACAAAAAGUAUUUUUUUUUAACUCUUUUUAAUUCAUUAGGAAAUUGCGCGUCGUGCGCCAUAAGAUACCAAAGCAAUUUGGUUUUCGCUUUUAAUAUUUUGAACUUUUCUUAGAUUUCAGUGUAGGUUUUGUAGUAUAGUAAAAUAAAAACUUGUCCAAUUGGGAGAGUUCUGUCUCAUUCUCAUUGUAAUUAGCAUCACUGGCCGUUUCAUUUCCAACGGCUAAAUUUCUUC
Lycium ferocissimum is the source of this 1421-nucleotide messenger RNA. RefSeq names its product probable WRKY transcription factor 65. Gene Ontology annotation, cellular component: nucleus. The transcript is spliced from 3 exons. NCBI's taxonomy places the organism in Eukaryota, Viridiplantae, Streptophyta, Magnoliopsida, Solanales, Solanaceae. Gene Ontology annotation, biological process: regulation of DNA-templated transcription. Bases 221 to 1144 code for a protein of 307 amino acids. Gene Ontology annotation, molecular function: DNA-binding transcription factor activity; transcription cis-regulatory region binding. The record is from RefSeq and is a predicted model, not a curated record.